AUGCUGCUUUCGGCCGAGAAUUUCCCGUCCGACGUACAGCUUGAGCUCUUCGCGACAGCAUGCAAUAUCGCAUUUGUUGUGAAGAUUGUGGUGGUGGCGUUUACGUUGACUGUCAUGAUGAAAUGUAAGUGGUUGUGGGAAAUUUUUAUUGCUAAAAUUGGGCAUUCAAAGCUGUAAAAACUUUCAUCGUAUAGCAUGUCACUUCUCAUAUUGAAAACGAAAAAAAAUUGUCCAUCGCAUAACAUGUUUCCUUUCAUUUUGAAAAUUCAAAAACUUGGGCCGGUUUCCUUUCCGGAAUUUCAUUGGAAAUGGUCGGGCGCAGCUCGGAAAACGAGCCUGGAAAAUUUUUAUUGACUCUUCGCUUUUUUUGGCUCUUCAUCGUAUAACAUGUCACCUUAGAUUUUCAAAAUUUGAAGAGAAUUUUCCAUCGUAUAAAAUGUCAUCUUUUAUCGUGAAAAAUCAAAAAAAAUUUCAUCGUAUAACGUGUCACCUUUCGUUCUAAUAAGUCAAAAAAAAUCAUCGUAUAACAUGUCACCAUUCAUUUUGAAAAUUCAAACAAAAAAAAUCAUCGUAUAACAUGUCACCUUUCAUUCUGAAGAUCCAAAAAACAGGACUCUUCGCUUAGAUUUAAUACAUAUUGAAUUUGGCACCUUUUCAGCCCAAACAAUCAACGUGAAACUCUACCACUACUAUCUGCUCUCCGCAAUCACAUGGUAAGCUAUACGACCUCUUUGAGCCCUCUCUCUCCAUAGGUCAACCAUCUCCGACUCGCUCUGGAGUGCAGUUGGAGUUAUUGAGAUCCUCCCUCUGCCAUGUCUCACCUUCUACGCGUUUGGCGCCGCAAUCACACAAAACGAAAAGGCGUUUUUCGGUAUCGUCGCAUUCUUCACCACCGGCCGGAUGGUGAUUGUUGGAUUCGAGUUAUUUUAUCGCAUCUCCCAAUCGCUGCAUCCACAAUCGAGGCUGUACAAGCCGAUGAAGCUGAUGACAACCGACCAUCCUGUCAUAGGCUUCUGCGGUUCGUUGGCGGUGAUCUAUGCGAUGAUAUGGGUAAGGCUGAAGUUUGAGUUCGGAUUGUUGUGGGAUGGGGCUCAAAUUAUGGUUGCAAAAAGGCUAUUCAGACAGCGUGAAGGUUCCUUUUUAUUUACAAGUCAAGUACCCCAAAUGCAAUGCUCAGACUUUUUGUAAGCUUCGCGUAUACGUUGGCUAUACUACCUUAUAUUAAAUCUCGAACGUUGUAGCUUGCUCUUUACAGCGUAGCCGAGAUAUUCCGCGAUCUUUGGAGAGAACGCGAAAUGCGGAGGUAUAUAGUAAUUUUCAACUAUGGAAGCACUUCUGUCCUAAAAAGGUCAAAACAUUACGAAUUUACAACACAAAUUAAGGCAAACAAUUAAAAAGUAUAAAAAAAUAGAUUGCGGACCCUUUGGUACCCAGCUGCUUGAAGCAAUUGAUUGAUUCAAGCGCUGUAAUUUCUAGCCAAUGUGAUUAAAUGACCCAUUGAUCCAGAAAAGUGCUGUCCGGUGGCGCCACGACUGUUGCGGGCAACCACAUGGGCAACCGAAACUUUCCAAUUAGAACUAUAAUACGAUUUUCCUUGUGGGGAAGAUAAUGAAAAAAAAACAGCCUAGGGUUAGCAAUGGCUAAAAUUAGACAAAGUGGACAUAUUGCAUGUCUUCGCCAAGUCUCCACAGGCUUUCGCCUGGCCUUCGCCGAGCACCCAACGGCUUUUCCAGGCCUUGUAGGCGCCUCUUAAAACCUUUUUUUGUCUCCACCUGCCCUACGCCUUGUAUCGAUCGAUUCUGUGCUGACCCGAAAAGCCGGCUCUAAGAUUUAGUAUCAGUCUGUCGGGAAAAUAAUGAGCACAAUGUCGCUGUGCCGAUCGUCUCGCUGAAGUGAAAAGCAAUUUGAUUUUGUCUCGGCACAAUUCAUUUUCUCGGCGGAGAUACGAUGCGAUAUUGGUCUCAUUAUUUUCCCGACAGAACAAUAAAAUCAUCAUUUUCUGCAGUCCACAAAAAUUAAGCAUUCCAGGUGCCCAUGCUGAUCAACUUCCCUGAGCAAGCGGCUCAACGCCAACUGUUAAUCAUGACUGAUCCUGAAAUCGAGCCUCUACUCCAACGAAUGCCUCAUAUUCUCUGCUUCGCUCCGGGAACAGAGACUGGCCCGGCAUUGCUCUCUAUUGCUAUUUUAUUGGUAUUCACCGCCUCCUUUACGAUUUACAUGCUCUUCUUUACACAUCAUCAAAUCAAAUGCAGCAAACGGCCGGAAAAGACGAAACUCUUGCAUCUCAUGCUGCUCAAGUCAUUUGCGGCGCAAGUCCUUGUGUUAAUUACUGUUCUGUGCUUGCCGUUGCAGAUCAUGUUCGUAUUGCCGUAUUUCCUGCCCACUCCGCUUCCCAAAGUGGGCAUGGUUUGCAUACAAAUCGUGUUCGUUGACGCGAACAUCGAAUGCUUUAUGCUUCUGUGGUUUGUCCGACCGUACCGCACGACCUUGCAAAGAAUGCUGAGAAUUCUCAAGUCUGGAAAGUCGCUGACGACUGUGUCCACAUAUUCGCAUAGUCUAACUGCUUAAGAGUGGCUGGGCAUUGCUGAAACAGGUGUAAUGGAACACGUGCUCUUAAUAUUAUGCUUUUCAUGUUUUAAAAUCCCAAUUCUGAUAUCACCGAGGGAACUGCCAUCACGUCAAGCUGUUUGCUAUUUUCUGACCUUGUACGACUAUUCGCGGAGAUGUUACAAACUUUCAAUCUACAUAACCUCAGGCGCACGGACAUACAAUUUAUUGAACUCCUCGGUUUUUUCAGUCCACCAUCUUAUUUCUUUUUUUCGGUGAGAUCUUGCAUUAGUAGUUUUUACAAUGUCAUCAAAUUUAGGGCUUCAUAUGGGCACUGGUUCCCGGUCAAAACUGCAACAAUGAGAAAUUGUUCUGGCAGUGGAUACCUAUUAUAAUUGGAUAUGAUUUUUGGCCCCAAGCUCCCUAAAAUUGUCUCCAUUGCCUACUGCACCAACACGACAUUCAGCUUGUCGUGACAGUUGUUUCCGACCGGCUUCGCCGCCAUGAUCUUCAUUAUUGGCCGGUAAAUGAAGCGGAGCAGACGUUUGGAGGAGACGAUUCAAAUGCACGUAAUGCUGCUCCGUUAAUUGGCUAGGCAACAGUAUUAUGGGAAACGGUGUCAAGAAAUCUUGGGAUUCUUGCCGAUUGGAGAAGUAGUCAGUUGUACUCUGUGUAAAACCUUGCCAAUACGUAUGCUUUUUGACGGAAUAAAUAAAUGUGAUUUAAUAAAUAAAUCAUCUGUAACACACUGCCGGACAGGUGCACUAACCAUACAUCUCCAGGUUUUAGUAGCAUUGCCUUUUUAGGCCAUGUUACUUUAUCCGGACGAACUGCCGCCGCCGGAAAUUGAAGCUCUAUACCGACUGGCUUGCAGGCUCGUCUUUGUUUUUACUUCAGCCGUUGUGGCGGUCACGUUGGUCGUAAUGACUCAAGGUUAGCUCUGUUUGCUCCAAAAAACCUUUAUUUUUAGCUUCCGUGAGAUCAAUCAAAACAUAUCAUUACUACAUGCUCACAGAGGUUAUAUGGUAAGUAAACUGGUAAGACAGACUGUUGUGGGUGCAAAUUUUUGAUAAUGGUUGGUCUCCAAAGUGGACACCUGGGCGAAGAAAGCACCUUGGCGAUGAGGGCAUCUAACCUUUUUGAAGAGACUGCUUUGAGGAAGAAAUGGUAUGGUGAGGCGGGAAUCAAGGCGGAUUGUGAUCAAGCUUGAACAUUUCGCCUUGGCCCCCUUUUACCGUAUCAUUUUUUGGCAAUUGGGUAAGCCAAAAAGUCAUCAAAAAUGGUAUGGUUGCUCGCCGCAACCUUACCAUACAAUAUUUUUCCUUGUGGUACCCUCUUUGAGUUGCCCCCUUUGCCCACGCGCCCUUUUUGUUAGGUCUCUUCCGGACCAAAUCUUGCAAAUCAAUCCAUAAAUGGGACACUGUUUGCAGCUCAUACAUUUGCGAUUUGAUCUUAACUGCUGCCGCGCUGAUCACACUCCAGCCGCUGCCCUGUGUUUCGUUUAUAGGGGUUUUGGGUCCCUACGCCGAUGUGUACCCUAAAUCAGUUGCUUCAUUGGCGAUGUUCAUAGUCAGUAUGCGAUGUGUGGCGGUUUGGCUUCAAGGCGUUUACCGUAUCGGCCAGUCGGUUCCGCCCUACACCAUCUUCUAUCAGAUUACGCACAACCUGUUGCAUGACUACGCUGUGUUAAAUUUCCUGCUCCUGACCAUGGUUGGAUAUGCUGGGGUCUGGGUGAGGCAUUGUACCUGGGGGAGCCAAGUCUUCCUCCCUGGGUGGUCAACUGUUCCCCUCAGUUUUUUUAUCAAUGGUAAUAUGAUGGACUGCUUGUGUGAUUCCAUAUAUCGACGUUACAAUAACUCGAAAAGUAGAAGGCAAAGCGUCCUGUUGACACACGAAGAAUCGUCAAGCAAGCAGUUUAUUUACAUAUAUAAGUCCUGCCAAAAAAUUGAGAGGAAGAGUUGACCAUCCCAGUGAGAAAGACUUGGCUAAUUUGGAAUAAGAAAAAUCCAUAGCCUCAUCUCAAACCCUUGCUUGUAGGGACCAAUGUGGCUGUCAUUCCCCGACCAACAGCGUCAACGGAGCAUCCUGCUCAGCAUCGAUCCUUCGUUUAGCGCCAUCCUUCAACGCUUCCCGCAUACAGUGUGCUUCGCGUACGGCCCCGCCACCGGCAACUCAUUGUGGUUUGUGACGCUUUUUGUCAUCGCCGUACCGGCCAGCGGAAUCUCCAUCCUCGUGUGGGUGUCCUGGCUAACGAAGCGCAGUAGCCAGCCGGAAAAGACGAUAAAGCUGCACACAAUGCUGCUACGCUCACUGCUUGUCCAAAUAACGGUGUUGCUCGUAUUUCUAUGCCUUCCCGCAUACGCUCUACUCUUCUUUCCGGCCAUUGGGAUGAGAGCAGCUCCGAAAUUGUCAAUGUGUUGUGCGGCGGUUUGUUUUUUGGAGACAAAUAUUGAAUGUGUGAUGACUCUGUAUUUUGUGAAGCCGUACAGAGUGUGCUGCGCCAGGCUGUUUAGAGAUCUACUCUGCCGAAAGAAUCAAUUCUUCUUAACGGUGCGAUCACGCAGUUCCACUGAGCAGUGA
Bursaphelenchus xylophilus (pine wood nematode) is the source of this 5127-nucleotide messenger RNA. The record is from the annotation of a GenBank genome assembly. Lineage: Eukaryota; Metazoa; Nematoda; Chromadorea; Rhabditida; Aphelenchoididae.